AUGGGUGGAGCCACCGUGCUUUUGUUGAAUAAGUCCCGAGACAAAGUUCGUUCCAAGUACGAGCUCGUUCACUUGGUUCAAACCCAUAUGGGUGCGGAUGAUGUACAUUACAACUGCAUUUACCAAAGAGAAGAUGGAAAAGAGAUUGUUGGGGUUUCUUUGGCACGUGAACUAAUGGGCGUGGUUAAAGAGGCACUGAAAAUCAAUAUCACCACUCUGGGUCCAUUUGUAUUACCGUUGACAGAACAGUUCAUGAAACAAAUGUUUCAAGAUAACUCUUCUUCCUUCUUCUCCAUCGUGAAGCAACCCAAGCCAAGAAAGAAGAUUUUCAAGGCCAAAGUUAAGCCCUAUAUGCCUGAUUUCAAGCUUGCUUUCGAGCAUUUCUGCAUCCACGCGGGUGGAAGGGCGGUUUUGGAUAAAAUACAGAAGAAGUUGAAACUAUCAGAUUGGGAUAUGGAGCCUUCAAGGAUGACUCUACAUAGAUUUGGGAAUACUUCAAGUAGUUGCCUGUGGUAUGAGUUGGCAUAUUCGGAGGCUAAGGGUAGGAUCUCGGGUGGUGACCGGGUAUUGCAGAUUGCGUUAGGGUCGGGUUUUAAGUGUAACAGCGCUGUUUGGAGAGCUCUUAGGACGACUCCCAUGAAUGGGUCCAGAGGUAACCCGUGGAAGGGUGAAAUGGACAAGUAUCCGGUGAAGGUUCCUCUUUUUUAUGUUUCUGUAAUUUCUUUAAAUACUGCAAAUACCUGCAUUUCCUCCGAACUAAUCAAACGACAUGUAUCUGGAAAGAACAUUAUGCAUUCUUUACGUUUUCAAUAA
Messenger RNA from Hibiscus syriacus, 813 nucleotides. Its product is annotated as 3-ketoacyl-CoA synthase 1-like. The coding region runs from base 1 to 813 and encodes 270 amino acids. Gene Ontology annotation, molecular function: acyltransferase activity, transferring groups other than amino-acyl groups. The record is from RefSeq and is a predicted model, not a curated record. Gene Ontology annotation, cellular component: membrane. Gene Ontology annotation, biological process: fatty acid biosynthetic process. Lineage: Eukaryota; Viridiplantae; Streptophyta; Magnoliopsida; Malvales; Malvaceae. The transcript is spliced from 3 exons.